This is a messenger RNA of Iphiclides podalirius (scarce swallowtail), 270 nucleotides long. NCBI's taxonomy places the organism in Eukaryota, Metazoa, Arthropoda, Insecta, Lepidoptera, Papilionidae. The record is from the annotation of a GenBank genome assembly.
AUGGGAUUGAUUGGAAGUGGACGUGUGUGGGUAGAGAGGGGGGCAGGAAUCGAAGAUUUGGUGACCCUAGGUCUAAAUCAAUGUCUCUCUCUACCAGCUGUCGUGUCGGUGAUGCUGAGUGGAGAUACGGCAUGGAGGGCCGUAGCCACCUUCUGUGAGAAGGUAAUGGUCCAGAAGGAGGCUGCUGAGCGAGAGAGAGAGAGAGAGAAUGGAUCCCACCCGGAGGCGGGGCCGCAGACAUGCUCGCGCAUCUCUUCAUGGCCCUUUAAA